Molecule: messenger RNA, 6355 nt
Organism: Leptonychotes weddellii (Weddell seal)
Lineage: Eukaryota; Metazoa; Chordata; Mammalia; Carnivora; Phocidae
Source: RefSeq, a predicted model, not a curated record
AGCUGGUCUGGGCCAGCUCUGUGUGGCUUACAGCUAGUGGACUGGGGUGUAUAGGGAAUCGUUCGGAACUGUUUGGGAGCCCUGUCCCAGUGACUACUCAUCAGAGAUACCUAAGGAAGACCACUACCCUAGGGGACUAAGCCUGCUACCACACAGGGUAUGCCCAAGCCAAAGAGGUACGCUUUGUGGGGUUUUCUCUUCUUAGAAAAGGGUGAGGUUUCCUGUUGGCUUAGUUCACGGCUCAUCCCCAUCUUCUGCACCCCAGUCCUUCGUUAUUAUGAGUCAUCACAGAUCUCGUCACAUGUGCAAGGCCUCCACCCAGACUCUUGGGAGCCUGGCCUGGCUCUGUGUGCCCUGGCUGGGUUCUGGAAGGAGGAAAGGUUUGCUCACUCUGAUGGUUGCCUUGGGAUCCUGAGCACCCCUGUGAUGCCCUAGGAAGUGCUCUUGUGAUCUGAGUGGCCUUCUGAAGCCCAGACUACAGGACCCAGGAUCCUGUUAGAAACUCUUAUCUUUAGAUCAGAAUCCCUCUGUCCUACCUGGAAGUCCCAGAAGAGGGGCUGUGGUCCUAGGCAAAGAGAAAGACAGGAGAAUUCUGACCCUGGCUAGAGAAUGGUCUGGUUGUGGAGACCUGACAUGAGAUAAGCAGACAUGAAUGUAGGCAGUCGCCAAGUGCUAGGAAGUGUAUGGCUGCUCCAAGGUGGGGAGUGUCACUGAGACCAGUGACAGGGAAAGCCUGCUGGAGGGGGUGGGCUUUGCCUAUGGCAUGGAGGUUGGGAGGGUAAAGGAAGGAAGCAAGAGGUUUUAGGAUUCAGAGCUUGUGGCAGGCUGAACCCAGCGUGCAGUAAAGGCACAUGUUAUUCAGGAGUGACACAUGGCCUGAGGAUGGAAGGUGGAAGGGAGGACUGGGGGCCCAGUGACAAUGGGGAGGAGGAUGGCAAGAUACUGUUCAGUAGCAGUGGGGAGCCACAGGAAGCAAUGAGUGAGGGAGUGAUCAGGCAAAAGUUGGCCAUGACAGGGAAUAGAUGGAAAGUGGGGAGCUUCACCACCCAUGGAGGGACGUUCCCAAACCCCACUAGCCAGAAGAUCCUCCCCUUAGUGUGCCUUUGACAGGAAGGGCAGUGGCCCCUCUUUACCCUUUGCCAGCAUCUGGGGGUCCAAAUCCACCUACCCCCUUUUGCCCUGCUCUCCUCCUCCCUGCCUUCCUUUCCUGUCACCCCCAUCCCUUCCUGCCUUGUGGUAUACCCCUGUUUUGGUGUCAAAGGGAUCCUUGGUCCUAGAUCAUUCUGAAAGGAGCCAUUAUCCACCCAUGUAGCAGAACUUCAUGGGCAUCUCUGUAGGAUUGUGGAGCCUAGUCUACCUCUCUGUGCCCUGGCUGAGCCCCAAAAGGGGACCUUGGGUUUUGGGGACACCAUAGCCUCUGAGGCAGGGAAAGACCCCACUUUGAGCCUGGCUUGCUUUUCUUUUGCUUUCUGUCCUUAAGCUUUGGGGAAUGGUGUCUCUGUUAGGGAGGUGGGCAGAAUGUGGCUUAGCCCUGCCUCCUUCAGCCUUGCAAUUCUUUCAAAAGCCAGAGUAGUGGCCUGCAGGAGCCAGCGCCUUCCCUCCCUGCACCAGAGGUAAGGCGAGGCCCUGCUGCCCCAUUGCUCUCAGGGCCCAACUGACAUUUCAUUCUCCUCCUCAGGCCAACCUCUACCCCACCGUAGGCCUGCAGACACCUGGGGAGAUUGUGGACGCCAACUUUGGGCAGCAGCCCUUCCUGUUUGACAUUGAGGACUACAUGCGGGAGUGGCGUGCCAAGGUCCAAGGCACUGUGCACUGCUUCCCCAUCAGUGCUCGGCUUGGCGAAUGGCAGGCAGUGCUGCAGAACAUGGUCUCAUCUUACCUGGUGCAUCAUGGUUAUUGUGCCACAGCCACGGCUUUUGCCCGAAUGACUGAAACCCCGAUUCAGGAAGAACAAGCAUCCAUAAAGAACAGACAAAAGAUCCAGAAGCUGGUGCUGGAGGGCCGUGUGGGUGAGGCCAUUGAGACCACACAGCGCUUCUAUCCAGGACUGCUGGAGCAUAACCCUAACCUGCUCUUCAUGCUCAAGUGCCGACAAUUUGUGGAGAUGGUGAAUGGGACCGACAGUGAGGUCCGCAGCUUGAGCUCCCGAAGCCCCAAGUCCCAGGACAGCUACCCUGGCUCCCCCAGCCUCAGCCCCCGACACGGCCCUAGUUCCCACAUGCACAACACAGAUAGUCCCAGCUGCAGCAACGGCGUCGCAUCCACGAAGAGCAAACAGAACCACAGUAAAUACCCUGCACCCAGCUCCUCCUCCUCCUCCUCGUCCUCCUCGUCCUCCUCAUCCCCAUCCUCCGUCAAUUACUCCGAGUCCAACUCAACAGAUUCCACCAAGUCCCAGCCCCACAGCAGCACCAGUAACCAGGAGACCAGUGACAGUGAGAUGGAGAUGGAAGCAGAGCAUUACCCCAAUGGUGUGCUGGAGAGUGUAUCCACACGCAUCGUCAAUGGCGCCUACAAGCACGAGGAUCUACAGACAGAUGAGUCCAGCAUGGAUGAUGGGCAUCCUCGGCGGCAGCUCUGUGGGGGCAACCAGGCUGCUACAGAAAGGAUUAUCCUGUUUGGUCGAGAGUUGCAGGCACUGAGUGAGCAGCUGGGCCGAGAGUACGGCAAGAAUUUGGCCCACACGGAGAUGCUGCAGGAUGCCUUUAGCCUGCUGGCAUACUCAGACCCCUGGAGCUGCCCAGUUGGCCAGCAGCUUGACCCCAUCCAGAGGGAACCAGUGUGUGCUGCCCUCAACAGCGCCAUUUUAGAGUCUCAGAACCUGCCAAAGCAGCCCCCUCUGAUGCUCGCCCUGGGUCAGGCAUCUGAAUGUCUACGGCUCAUGGCCCGAGCUGGCCUGGGAUCUUGCUCCUUUGCCAGAGUCGACGACUACUUGCACUAGCUGACCACGCUGGCUGGCCCCGCCUGGCCCUCCCUCAGCCCCAGGGCUGGAGCAGCCCUGCCCUCCAUAGGCAUCUGGCGCAGGGACCUGGAAGCCAUGGGCAGAGUCCAUUCCUCCUGCCUGGCCUCCCCCACUCCCUUUCCUGUUUUCCUUUUCUUCCUUUCCUUUCCCUCCCUCCAUCCCUCCCUUCCUUUCUUCCUUCUUCUUUUCCUUCCUCCCCCUACCCUGCCCUCAGACUCUCUCUCCCCUUCACAUGCAGCGGCCUCUGACACAGUAUUGGCUGGUUACUCUCAUGUAGCGCCUUCUACUUUGAAAGGGGGGUUUUGUUUUGAGGAGGGGUUGGGUUUUUUAAUCUUUUUUUUUUUUUUUUCCUCCUGACUGAGCCACCAGUAUUUAUCUCUGGAGAGCUUGUGCUGAGCUGGGUUCUGCUAAUUUAGUGAUGAAGCCUAUCCAAGUUGGUGAUAGCUUAUUAUUUUCAUAAGUAAAAAAAAUGAGAUUAUAUAUAUAUAUAAAUAUAUAUAUUAAAAAAAGACACAGUAUUUAUCGUAGUGUUAGUGGUCCAGCACCUCUUGGGUGAGGCUGUCCAGACACCAUAUGUUUCUAUUUGAGUCCAACUCAUUAAAAAAGAAUCAUCUCUGUCACCUCAGCCAAGUGAUAAGUUUAUUUCAGGCUUCCCCUUUGUCGAGCCACAGGCCCAGCUGCAGCCUAGGGAAGCCCAGUAGGCAUUGGGGACCACUUAGUGGGCAGGUCAGGCUAAGUUGGUUUGUGGCAUCUGAAAGGUGUGGGUCCCUAGGCCCCUGAGAGCUGGGCUGAGCAGAGAACUACGGGGCUGAGGCUUCAGAGAAGGGAUGAGUUGGCCCAGGGCUAUACAGCAAAGCAGGGGAGUAGGGAGUCCUUGGCCAGCACACUAUCUACCAUUCUAUCCUGCCUCUCACUGCCUGCCUUGCCCCUUCCUUUCUCCCCCUUUCAACAUCCUAUUUUCCCUUGUCGUUAAGAUGGCCAAAUAAUUCAUUUACUCUAAAUUGAUUGCCUGGAAACUACCUGCCUUUGACCCAAGAGCUGCUGUGUGUCAGGCAGCGGGGAGGAUGUCUCUCCAUUCCAGGACAGAAGCCCUUGAGUACAGGGGCUGCCUUCUUUCUGCCUGGAUCUUCACCGUCUCUGCACAGCUCUGAUGGAAUCAAUGCUUUCUGUUGAGAAGCUAGGACUUUGUGGAGGCAGAUUCUUGGGCCCGCCAGUUCCUGGAGUGGAUGGAACUCUUGACCUACUAGGCCAGGCUUCACUGCAGCUGUGCCAGGCAGCUCCCUGCAGCUUGGCCCCAGACACUCUUAGAAAAGACUAUUAUGAGUAUUUGCUGGCCAGAGGAAGGGACCUCAUGGGCUCUGCAAAUGUCCCACCAGCUGUUUCAGAUGGAUCCUCACAGCUGGUGGGGCAAACAGUCCCGGUACUGCCAUCAGGGAAUCAAGAGAGGAAGGGCUGAGUUGACUGCUAGGACUUGGGCAGGCCAUCCAUGGAGAGGACUGACUGCCCAGGAAGAAGAAGGAGGAGGCCUACCCAGAGGAGCACCAGGAGGGGCUGGGAUUUCCCUACCUGCUUCACAGUGAGAGGGAGCGCACAGGCAGCCCUUGCAAAGGGGCAAGGCCAGAAAUUGAACUUCCAGUCCCUGUCUGGGCAAGGGCUGGGUAAGCUCCUGCUCUCGGGCAGCGGACACAGGGAUGGUGGUACGGCCUGAGAUGUUCAUUGCCUGCCAGGCCCACAGCUGGACAGAAGUGAUUGAGUUGGACCAGCUGCUGGUGAUGGGGUCAGAGCCUUGGCCCUGUGCUCUCCCAGAGUUCUCCCUUGGGACAUGAUCCUACAGGCUGCUGCUUUUGCUUGGUCCCCACCAGGGCCCCAGCUGGUACCCCACAGACCAUGGCCUGUUGGGGUGGUGUUGUCAUGUCUGUAAAGGAAACUCAUCCUAUACAAGGCUGGGGAUGUCUAGCUCCCAAACCCAGAGGUUGGAUACAUCAAGCUGUUAAAAUGGCCAGAGCUGAGCAGGAUUGGGAAUUAAAACCGGAGGCUUUUGCAGCUGGAAUGGGGUUCAGAGAACAUCUAUUCCACCAAUCCUCUCCUCUUCAGAUAAGGAAACAGGCCCGGGAGAUUAAAUGACUUAGCCAAAGUCACACAGCAAAUUAGUGGCAGAGCUGGGACUAACCUCAUCCCUGUGGGUUGUGCAACACUGUUUAGUCCUGAAGCUAAAUAUCGAGUGAGGGCUUAGGCUGGUGAGGCCCCCAGCAGUGUCUGAGCAGCUGGUACCUUCAGGGGUGUGUCAGGGAUGGGGAUGGGUGCCUGGGCUUGAGUUGUGGAGUGUCUAAGAGAGGGCCCGAGAGGGCCUGGGACAGCUGUGUGCUGCUUGGGGUUGGGUGUCCUCCUGGCUCGCGCUCAGUACCCGUGGCCACCUCCCCAUUUUCUGUGCCUUAUCUCACUGUUUCAGCUGAGUCCAAGUUGUUUACUCUGUUCCUCUCCAGAGGGGCUCUCUGUCCCAAUUGGACAGCUUGCCUUUGGGACAUAAGCCUUUGCCCCACAAGCCGUGGAGAGGACCAAAACCAAGCUGCUUGAGUCCACUAUCUUGCUGAUAGUCCAGGGCUGCCUGCCAGCCAGAGGAGCCCCUUAUGCACACCCAGUCCUACCAGCCUGCUUUCAGGAGCCAACGGUGGGGAAUGCACUUGGGAGGAGCCCCAGUGAAGGGCUGGACCUGACCUGAGGGGACAGGAAGAAGACCUGGCUCUGUUGGGUUGUCCAGCCCUGGGGAGCAGCCUUCCCUAUUUACCUUUCCCCCUUGUGCCACCAAACGGUCACUCCUUCCAGAGUGGACGCUGGCAGACCAUGCAAAGAAAGCCAGAACCUCUGAUCCUCACCCACAUGAAUCUGUGGCUGGGGGUAGGCCGCCAGAACAGGGACACCAAGACAUUGAGAAGGGGGGACUGCCCAGCCACCCAGCGCCUUCCUACCCCUUAAGCAAGCACAAAGAAGAUGAGGCAGAGAACUGUGAGAGCUGAAAGUUCCUUUGGUUGCUCACAACUCAGGUAUGCAUGCUGUGUGGCAGCCAGGCAGCAGAGCCCUACUUGACCGCUGGUCCCGUGCACCGGACCUGUGGCUGGUUCAUGGACUCUGGGUGCCUCAGGUGCCACCUCUUUGCAUAGGGUUUUCCUCCAUUAGUAACUACAGCUGAAACAGAUGUCCUCCACAUUGUGCACACUGGUUCUGCCUUUGUCCUCGCAAGUUGAUACUUGGCAUUAGCAUGAAACUUGUGGGCGUGGGAGGGUUUAGAGAGAAUUCUAACACAAAACACCCUAUUAAAUUGUACUUGAGAGAUGAAAAAACUCCUGUUGUAUUUUGACAGAAUUAUUUUUAUUAAAAUACACAUCCAUGAGUAGU